AUCAAAUGGGGAUCUUGUUGGAGAUAAAGCACAAGAUGUUGCUGCUCCUAGUUUAUCAAGUAUUGGCUCUGUAAUCAAUGAUUCGCUUCAUGUUAACCAAAAUGGAAGUGCUGGUCAGUCUCAUCUUCCACAACAUGGUAGCUUUGACAUGUCUGAAAAUUUUAAAUAUGGUGUAGAGAAGACAAAUGUAGGAAGCAGAAAGAGGAGGUGGGAUGAACAGCAAACUGACUCCAGUAACAAUAGGCAACCAGAACAGUUAGAAGGUGCUGCUCUUUGGGAUGUUUUUCGGAGAGAAGAUGUUAUGAAGUUGCAGGAGUAUCUCAACAGGCACUCUGCAGAGCUGAGAGGUCUCCACUGUUCUCCAGUAGAGCAGGUGGUUCAUCCUAUCCAUGACCAGGCUUUCUAUCUGACAUCAGAGCAUAAAGCAAAGCUCAAGAAGGAAUUUG
Molecule: messenger RNA, 446 nt
Organism: Elaeis guineensis (African oil palm)
Lineage: Eukaryota; Viridiplantae; Streptophyta; Magnoliopsida; Arecales; Arecaceae
Source: RefSeq, a predicted model, not a curated record